GUGCGCACGUUCGAUAUCGCACACCGCGAGAUCGUCAAGGUCAAGUGCAAAGCUCUCCAGUGCGGCACGAUCGACGCGCUACCUGCAAUUACGUCUCUAUUUAUCCAGUACGUGCUGGUUCACAAUUACCUACCACCGAAAAACUACCUGCCGAUUAUUUCAGCAGGGCUUCAGCCACCAACGAAACGUGAAAGAAUAACAACAAAAACAAUCGUCAAGCGUCGCAGUUGUCAGCUGGCGUCGGCAGAUUUAAUCAAUUAAACAUUAACUCUACCGUCAAACGUUGGAUUUCUUACACUUCGAGGCAGGAUGGGGUUUCGGUUGUUGGCGGUGAUAUGGAUGCUUACGAUCUUGAUGCUUCAGCGAGAAUCAUCAUUAGUUCAAACAACGGUGUGCCAGCCACAUCACGCAGUUCCGUGGUCGAUGUAGUGUCAUUCUAUACUGGAUUUCCUGAUCAGUGCAGUUACUCUGGAAUGUUCCCCGCGUGGACUGUAGCGGUGUUGUUGACUAUCGGGAGUUUAUGGUCGUGCGGAGUCCAGGCACUGCUGCUUCGAAACGACUGCAUUUGUGAUCCGAUUAACGCCUUUCUGGACUCGUUGCCUUUGAACCGUGAGCGAACGGACCAGUUAUUGGAAAUAGAUGGCUACCAAGGUACACCGCAUCGCGUCGUGACGGAAGAUGGCUACGUUCUUAAGUUGUACCGGAUUUGGAGUGGAAAUAGGCCAACGCCCGUGAACUCUAGCCGGGAGGUGAUAUUGUUACAGCAUGGAAUUCUGCAUUCUUCGGCCGACUGGUUGGUUCUUGGACCUGGCCGAUCAUUGGCUUAUCAGUUAGUGGAUCUUGGAUUUGACGUUUGGUUGGCGAAUACCCGAUCCUCGCUUAAUUCUCAUCAGCAUUUGAAGCUCUGCACUUGUUCGAAAGAGUUUUGGGAUUACAGUUGGCACGAGUUGGGUUAUUAUGAUCUUGCGGCCUCAAUCGACCGGGUUCUGGAAGAAACAAAUCGUCCUCGGCUCCGUCUGGUGGCCUUCUCGGAAGGAGGAGCUAUGGCUAUGGUUCUACUUUCUUCUCGUCCAGCGUACAAUGAUAAAUUGAUCGGUUUGGAUGCUAUGGCACCGGGAACAUUCGUGUCUAAUACGUGGUACCGAUUUUUAGCUCUUCCCGCUCUAAAAAUUCCCAAAUUUUUACAUUCGGUGUACGCUCUGUACGCUACCAAUCAGCUCGCCGUGGAUGUUUGCGAAUCGAAAAAGCAAGCAUGCUUGGAUCUAUAUUAUCAAAUCAUUGCUGGUGAAAGUGCUGGCAUGAAUCGAACAUGGAUCGAUCGGAUUUACCCGAGUUUACCGGCCGGUGGUUCGAUGCGGGAAGUGAUGCAUUACGUGCAAAUCAUCUGGAGCAAGCGAUUCGCACCAUUCGACUAUGGAAUAAAAAAGAACCUCCGCCUAUACGGCAGAAGUACUCCCCCGGAAUAUCGCCUGGAUCGGGUUACAGCGCCGAUCAAUAUUCACUACGGGUUAGCCGAUAAAAUUGUUGAUCCCUCCGGCGUGCAACGGUUAGCGUCCAAACUGAUAAACAGCGAACGGCUGAGAAUGCGUUCGUACAAUAAGUUGCAACAUUCAGACUUUAUCUACGCCGAUUCUGCGUUCCAAAUUGUUUAUAAGGAAGUGAUCAAGUGGAUUGUUGAAUAAAUGCCAUCUAAGCUUUA
This is a messenger RNA of Wyeomyia smithii (pitcher-plant mosquito), 1699 nucleotides long. Its product is annotated as lipase 3-like. Gene Ontology annotation, biological process: lipid metabolic process. The transcript is spliced from 3 exons. NCBI's taxonomy places the organism in Eukaryota, Metazoa, Arthropoda, Insecta, Diptera, Culicidae. The record is from RefSeq and is a predicted model, not a curated record. The coding region runs from base 336 to 1682 and encodes 448 amino acids.